UUUCUCCUCGUGAGACCCGAAAACCGCGUAAACUAAGAAAAAGACAUGCGUCGAUCGGCGAGCGCCUCCAUAGUUUCCGACCAACUAUCAGCGAAAGCUCCGUCGCCAUCACCGUCUCCGCCGCGAAUCCAAAGCGACACAGACUCGGAGGAUGUACAGCUUCUUCUGCCUAGGUACGACCCAAACUCUUACCCAGGGAAGAAGGACAAGACGCGACUCAGAUCCGCGGAAAACGCUAUCCAUUUCAUCCCUCUCAUUCUCAUCAUCUGCGCCCUAAUACUUUGGUUGGUUUCGAAUCCAGUAGUAGCAAUGAUCAAACGGUAAACAUGGUGGUAGAGAGAGUGUUUGAUAACUUAAUGGGCAAGCCUUCAACGAUUUUGCAUUUGUAUUAUUUCUUUUUUCUUAAGAUAUUUUUGUUAGUGCCUUUCUUCUGAGGUUGUUCAUACAGACAGAGAUCAAUGCCUCAACAGAAAGACACUAACAAAAAUAUCUCUCUGACGUAUGCUUUUUGUUAGUGUCUUUCUUUUGAAGUUACAUUUUUAUUGUUCUACUUUUACAUAAUCUCACUAUACAGAAAUUUAAAUGCCUAAGAAACUCAGUUCUUUUUAAAAGCAUUCCAUGUAUUUAGUAUAAAGACUUAACCAUAGGCCCGUACUAGAGACUGUAUCGGUCACAUUUGAGAUAUAUUCGUUGUGUAACAAACACUCAAGUGGUAGUAAUACAAAGUUUAUAUAUCAUUAUUACUCUCAGACCUCCCAAACAAAAAAAAAAGGGUAAUCUCAAUAUGGUAUCAACAACUAAAAAACCUUUUGAGACAUAUUGAGACUCUUUUCGAUCUAGAAAUCUAAUGUUAGGAUGAUGAAGCAGCAACAUAUUUGCCCACAUACC
Messenger RNA from Brassica rapa (field mustard), 888 nucleotides. RefSeq lists its product as uncharacterized. Lineage: Eukaryota; Viridiplantae; Streptophyta; Magnoliopsida; Brassicales; Brassicaceae. The record is from RefSeq and is a predicted model, not a curated record.